Durusdinium trenchii is the source of this 1660-nucleotide messenger RNA. The record is from the annotation of a GenBank genome assembly. NCBI's taxonomy places the organism in Eukaryota, Dinophyceae, Suessiales, Symbiodiniaceae.
AUUGAAGAGGCUGUGUGUUGUGGCAUGGUUGGAAGGUGGCAUGAAUUGGAGUUCCGUGAAUGGCACUACACGUUGCACCUGGCAAGCGUGAUGAGGUCCCGGCCGAUCCUCGCAAUGCUGGGUGCACAAAAGAAGCACAAGGACAUCGAAAGGUUUAGUGAAAUGACUCUUGGAACAGGUGCAUGGUUUCCAGAAGGGAAACCCGUGUCGAAAUUGGAAGCAUGCAUGGAGGUCGAAACUAUCAGCAAAGCUCAUUCCAGCAGCAAACGAUCUGGGCAAAACCUCUUCUUCGUGCAUCCAACAGUGUCUUCCUUUGUGUCAGCGAUCACGCACUUGCUGCCUGCUUCAUCAUGCCAACUUGAAUUCAAUUGAAUUCAUACGACCAUGCAGUAGGGUACAGGCUUAGGUCAAUACUUUGCAAGCACUCCGCAUGGACAUUGUGCGCAAAAAGUUGCGACGAACACUGUUUUUUGGGGGUUUACUACUGUCAUUGAGUGCCGCUGUCCUUUUUUUCGCAGAGCCUGCAGCGCAACGGUACCAUCAUUGUUUAGCACAAAAUGGCGCUGUUCGGCCGGUUGUCUUCCAUCGACGACGACUGGGGGAACUUUUCUAGUCUUCUAGGCUAUAGAAUUCCAGCCCGAAUCCAUUCGUAUUUCUGCCAGAACAUGGUUUUCACGCCCAACCCUGGAAUUCCUGGAAUUCUCGCCCGAAUUCUCGCUCAUGAUCGAUAUGUUCUGCGAGUGAUGCUGAAUAGACGCAGUGCAGCUUGAGUCUUUAAUACCCACUCAAUCACACGAAUUCUCGCCCGAUCACAAAAGUUCACGCCCGAAUCACGUUGAAAUGUGGAAAAUUGCUUUGCAACUGCAGAUUUGGAACUUAGGCGUUUUGCAACUAAUCUGCAACAUUUGCCCGAAAAAACGAUUUCUGCCCGCAGGCAGUUUUUGAGGACAUACCCUGGUUUAGUCCGGUUUUCUUGAACAGGCAGAAAUGUGAGCCUGAAUGCGGGUCCAAGUAUAGUUGGAUAUAAUUGGCCAUCUACAAUCAAACCUUGGCUAUCUUCUCCAUCUGCUCCCAGUUGAUUGAGCAUUCCCCAUCCCCCCAGUCGAUGAUUUUUGUUUUCCAUCUCUUGACUAUGUGAUACGUUCAGAGUGAUAUCGGAAUUGCAUUGACUUGUGAGCUUGGCUAUCCAUGCCACGCACCUGAUUGCCAGCAACCCUUUUGGACAUUGAUGCCACAGUUUCACUGGAAUCACCUUAGGCGAAGCCAGCUAACUGUAAACUGGGCUGCAAGGUCCUCUCUUUUCGUACGUAGCAUGUUCAUUCCCAACCUUCUUUUGUCAUUCUAAGGCUUUUGCAAUAGCCAUGCAUCUCACAUGUGUUUGGAAGAGUGUGCUGGUGUCAAUGUCAAAGGUGAUCCCAUUUUCCACAUUCAUGUUUGCACCCAAACAUGGGUUUCCGCAUGUCAUUCAUCCUAGAAACCAACAUGGAAACAAAGUUUUUCAGCCAAAAGACUGUGGCAGUCAUGUUCUUUCAAAACGAGCUGGAAACUUCUUUCUGAAAACAACAUUAACCUGCACCACCCUCCGGAUCUGAGGGGCGCUCGGGGCCGAGGCUGAGCGACCCUCCGGACUGCUUUCCGGAGCGUGAGAAGCUGUGCCGGG